This is a messenger RNA of Penicillium angulare, 3297 nucleotides long. Its product is annotated as Sfi1 family protein. Lineage: Eukaryota; Fungi; Ascomycota; Eurotiomycetes; Eurotiales; Aspergillaceae. The transcript has 2 exons. The record is from RefSeq and is a predicted model, not a curated record. Bases 1 to 3297 code for a protein of 1098 amino acids.
AUGCCUCCGAUAUCUUCUCAACGGCGCGCCCUCACCGAAGAGACCUCAUACCCGUCCGACCAUGAUAUCGAUUUUAUCUACGACGUCGUCAUCCGCGCCCAGGGCAAGCGUGAGGUUGAUCGGCUUCCGUUUCGAGCACUUUUCGCAGCAUAUGAUGAAUUGAUUGGGGAAAGAGGGGCUGAUGCAGAUCCAGGCCAUGCGUGCCUGCGUUUCCUCUUAAAGAUGGGCAGCAAAGGCGUGGAAGGAUCAACUCUGUUCGACAAAUUUGAGAAUGCGCUUCAGCAGUUGGGAAUUGAGAUUGAGCUUCCUCACAAUAAGGUUUCGACGGGACUUAAUGAUACGGCUGGUAAUGAGUCUUAUACGGUCAAUGACACUCGUGGCCAAGCUGCCGAUCAUCACGACGACCACCAUCCUCUCACCAAUGGAACACCAAUCACUCCAAAAAGACGUGCGUCAUUUAACACCACACUCGAUAUUGGAGAAGAUGCCACGCAACGAAGCGCUGCCGAAAGACCGAGUUCUCGAUCAUCCAUGUCGCGAUUACAGACCGGAAAACCCGAUUUCUCGAAGCUCAAAUUGUCGCCGAAGCCGAAUGGCAUCCAGAGUCAAACACCGAGAUCUCCGGAUCGAACACAAUUGAUCGCGCAGUUCUUAGACGUUGGCCGCCGUUUAAUAAGCAGAUUCGAUAGCGUUCAGAAAAAAGAUGUGGAGGAAGAGCCUGCGCCUUUGACAAAUGGAGUAGUGGCACGAGCUGCCGUUGAUCGCGAUCGCUCCCAAAGAAUGGUUGCCUCUUCGCAAUCUCGUCGCACACCUUCCGUGGCAUCUUCGAGUAGCUUUGAAUCCGAAGAAUCACGAUCCAGUUUGUCUCCGGCGCCAGAGCAGGAUUCGUUUGAAAAAGAGAACCCACCGCCUGAACUUCUUGACAGACCCCAAUUGUCAGAUUUACUACGCGAUGCGUACACUUUCAAUAGGCUCCGGCAGCGGGCCAUGUGUCGCAAGAUAUUAACACAAUGGCUGAAACUUACCUUUAACACAAGACAAACCCGUGUAACGAGAGAGAAAAUCGCUGUGAAUCAUGACCGAGGUACCUUACUUCGUCAGGCUUUCGACCCAUGGCGAGCAAUAAUCCAGCAGAAGCGCCAUGUCGCUAGAACUGAUCGCUUUUUUAAGCAUCUUGACGAACGCGCUAUUCGUGCUCGGGAUUUGUAUCUGAUGACAAAAGCCUUUACCCACUGGGCUCAAUUUACGUCUGAAGAGGUUGCUCGAACAUCAGCAGCCCGAAAACAUGUUUUAAGUAUAAAGUACUUCAAUGCUUGGCGUGAGAUUACUGCGGUAAACGAGCUCAAAGCGCAACGCUUUGCCUUACAGAGGCCAUUCAAGAAAUGGCGCAAGAAAGCUUCAGAUCUCAAGCAGGCCGAAGCUCAAGCAGUCACGAUUCACAAAAAAAAUUUACAACAUGCUUCAUAUUGGCAAUGGUUUUGGGGAUUCUGCGAACGCCGUGCGCCGGAAUGGUAUGACUACCGAUUGAAAAGACGCUCUUUACUUUACUGGCUGCAAAACUUUCGGACCAAUCGCGAGCGGGACCACGAAAUUGAUGUGCAUAAUAGGCGUUCAUCUGCCGCAUCUGUGCUUCAAAUAUGGUCUCAGAAAACCAAAUCUAUUGGAGAAAUGCAGCAUUUGGCUGAAAACACAGAACGGGCUUUGGUACUAAGAGAUGCGUUCGGCGAGUGGAAGGUCCAAUCCCGUCUGGCACCAGCAGCAUCUCGAAUGACAGAAAGGGUGGAUACCAGAGUCCUUCGAAAUGCAUUUGCGAAAUGGGUCUCGAAGGCUCGCAUGAUCGGUGAAGCCGAAGAGAUGGAUCAACUUAGAAUCCAGCGCAAUGCAUGGACAGCUUGGAACGAUACACUUCGGUGCUUAGCCCUUCGUGCUCGAAUUAACGAACGAUUGAAAAUGGAAGUCAUGUACAAGUGGAUUCUCAUGGAAAGAUUCCAGCUCAUGCGCAGGAUACAUGAGCAACGUAUUAAACGCGAGGUGUUUAAUCGAUUUAUUACGAACACGCGAGAUACAUACACACGAUUGCUGUUCAAUGCAGAGGCUCAUGAGGAACAUCGGUAUGAGGAUUUGGCACGCUCCAAAUUAGCAAUAUGGCGUGACCAACUAUUGCUUCAGCGUGAACGAGAAUAUACUGCCUUUGAGUUCUAUGCACCUCGGUUAGCGCAGGAAUCUCUCAUGGCUUGGAAAGCAAAACAUGAGAAGAUCCAGCAAAUGGAAGGAUGGGCCGACGAUGCCCGCUUCUACUUUCUAAUGAAGCGAUCUUUGAAGGGUUGGCGACAAGCUUCGCUUGAUUCCGCCAAACGAAGGCGGAAAGAAGCAUAUGCUCAAGUACGCCGAAAAAUUAAAAUGAACUUGGCUUUUAAAGCUCUAACUGCUUGGAGAUCUAAAACAGGCGUCAUCUUGGAUAUGGAGCAACAAGCAGAAGACCUUGACCGUGCCGCAGUUCUUGAUGAUGCAUUCAGCUGUUUCUCUCGCUGGCAUAACAAAGCCCUUAAAAGAGUACAAGAUUAUCAGGAUGCCGAUUAUCAUUAUUUGCGCCAAGUUGCCUUUGAUCAACUCAUCCAAAUGUCGGAAACCUUUGUCAUUCGUCGUGAAAUGGAAGACGAGGCAGAUCACUUUCAUCGCAGCCAUGUUCUCCACCAAGCCGGAGCUGCACUACGUAAGCUGAGCCUUCGUAUCUUCCAGAUGAGGAAUACAGUUGAAACAUCCGAAGCAAUGCGCGAGAGAACUUUCCGAAAACAUUCAAGGAACUUGUUCCGUAUUUGGUUGGACAGUGCUCGUCUUAAACUGGAAGCACGGGAUUCGCCAGGCCCGUCCUUGGGCCCCUCCACGACACCUGCUCGGUUCUCCAAUAUCCCUGAUGUUGACGGUGCCGGAUCAUUGUUUGAUCCAUGGUAUCGGAACCCAGCCGAGACACCUUUCAAACUUGCCGACAUGACGACAACCUCGCAGGAGCUGGUCUCCGCAAGCCCAUUAGCCACGCCAAACUACAUGACCUCCCCAUCUAAACGAGCUGCUCGUGCACGAGCCCUGGCUCAAAUGUCCACUACCCCUGCCACACCCUUACACACGCCUUUUGCUAGUCGAUUACUUCGUGCCGAAAGCUCGACUGGCCAAUCAGCCUCCUCUCGAAGACCUCGUACAGGUCGAGGAAACUCCAUUGCAACAAGCGUUCGGUUUGUAGAUGACGACCUUCCUGAGUCUCCAACUGAUGGACGAAAAUCUUCGAGUCGAAGACCUUGA